GAAAAACAUGACACACAUCUCCCUGAUUCCAUGUCGUUGGUUACUGACCUUGUCUCUGUGAGUGACACUUCUCUGCUAACUGCUUAGCCAUCUUGGCACAGACCUCACCAAUGUGCCAGCCAGGAGCAGAGAUUUCGCUUGGCCUGCUCAACCAUCUCAGCAUGGAUCGUGGGUACUCUGGGACCCUACAGAUCACAGUGAGAACCUGCCCACCAUCAAUGUCACUACUGUGUUUCAUUCUGUCCUCUCUGGAAGAACCUAAAGAUCUUAAAAGUUCUCACAUCACAGACUUUUCUAGGCCACGUGGCAGAUGUCCAUCAACUUCUUGUCAUGAUCACAUAAGGUCUAAAACACCAUGUGAUAGUAUCCUGUCCUGUUAAUGUAUUUUUGUACCUGACAGGGAGGACAGAAUGGAAAAACUGGUUCCUUUAGUAAAAAGAAAAGGAGUACUUGUGGCACCUUAGAGACUAACAAAUUUAUUUGAGCAUAAGCUUUCGUGAGCUACAGCUCACUUCAUCGGAUGCUCCACCGCCAUAUGGGAAACCCAACUAUUUAAAUUCAUCAGUGAUUUCAGGAAUAUUGGCCACCUUGAUCACUAAUCCCUGCAAAAGAUCAGGCAGCUCCCACACCACCCGUUUUGAUGGAUUUCCCAUCAUCAAUCUGGUUCCCAACUGAGCAGCAGAAAUCUGCGGUGCCAGCUUCCAUAGGCUUUUCCCUGUUGAGGGGUAUUGUCUGGACCUCAGCUUGGUGACUGUUGUCAAUUACUAUUCAUUUUCUUAUGCUGUCCUGUUGUGUGUGAGAGAAAGGGCAAGGGAGAAGGCACAGUAUGGCAUUACUCUCUACUUCUUGCAUUUUGAGAUGGGUAUUAUUUGCCCUUAGCAACCUUAACUGUCUGCUCUUAAGUUUUGUGUAUGUUUGAUAUAGCAGUUGUGAUGAGCUACAGUGAACUUCAGAAGGGAUCGGGUAUUUUUGCCCAGGAGAAUAGCUGUGGUUCAACAUGUCUUCAUUUUGAUUACAAAUCUGCCAGUUCACACAAUUCCUAAUAUAACAGGGUGCACAACGGAAUACAACUGUGCAAAUGUUUAAUAUGACCGUCCUAUGCAGCAACUGAUGAAACCCACCAUAACAGCCAUUAUUCAUUGUUCACAAACAGAUUGAACAGCAUGUGUUUUCAAGAAGACUGCAGAAUCCGCCUCACUAAAACCAACUUGUGCAGUAUGGGCUUAAUUCCAAUCCAGUGACUAACACAUGGAAUUCAAACAGACCAUUCAUCGCUGUGUUGGAAUGAGAGGUUAAAUCUGAGAGGGAGUAUCAGUUUGGGUAUAAUGAGAUGAUCCUUGUAAGUGUAGAUGAAAAGUGCCUUUCUAUCAGUGUUACACUGAGAAAGAGCUAUCAUGCACUGAGCAGAGACACAACAUACUGGAGAGAUGGUCUUGUGGUUAAGGCACUGACCUGGAAUUCAGGAGAUUAGGGCUUAAUUCCUUGCUCUGCUGCCAUCUUCCUGUAUGAUCUUGGGCAAACCACUUCAUCUCUCUGUGUCUCCAUUCUCCAUCUGUGAAAGAAGAAUGCUUUCCUGUCUCACAGGUGUGUUCUGAGGAUACUAUCGUUAAUGACGACGAGAUGCUCUCACACAACAGUGAUGCAAGCAUUAUAAGUCAGAUUUUUCAGUUUGAAUCACUUCAAGAAAGCACUUGGUUUGACACACACGUGUGUGUGUAUGCCUUUCUAUGUUUCAAGAGCCCUGUUUGCACUUAGCUGCACUGGGAAACAUAUCUGCAUUUUACCAAUGAGAAUUUAGUGCAAAGUAUCCAGUGAACUUGGAGAUGGGCUUUGGUUUGUUCUCCCUGCCCUGGAACAUUCUGCUGGUCUUUGACCUAAAGAAAGUCUUUGAUAUAUAAUGAAAAAAUCCCUGGGGUAAAAUGGGAAGAAACAGAGCCCUAGAGUCUGUAAUAGUGAAUUAAUUCUUCCAUUGCUAGAUGCUGCUAAGAAUGUUUAACUUGAGUUAAUCAAGAACACAGUAGGCCGGACAGCAACAAUUGCAGUGUGAUCACUCAGCACCUCACACCAAUGCCCCAGCUCCUCCAGUGUCUAGAAGGCUCUCACUGAUGCUGAUCACUUGUAGCACCCGUGAUGAAUUAAGUCCUUCAUCCUGUUACCCUCUCCCUAGGCCCUUCUUGCCCCUCCAUGGGAUGCUCUGUCAACUACACCAGCUGCACUCUCAUCACCCCGCUGUGCUCUUGGUCCUUAAUAAAAAGGCUCACAGUCGACACGCAAUGAAAGCACAAACUCCAGCAAACAACCCACUGGGAAAUAUUUCUGGUGCCUUAAAAGCCUUUGUGAAAGUAUCUCGGCCUACAGGCUCCUCCCUACUGCAAAGCACCGAAAUUUUACCUGAGCUGACUUCACUGGAGUGAGCUCUCAAUCAGGAGCCUUGUCUUUUCCCAUUCAGGGACUGUCUAGACUAGGAUAAAAGAAAAGGAGUACUUGUGGCACCUUAGACACUAACCAAUUUAUUUGACCAUCAGCUUUCGUGAGCUACAGCUCACUUCAUCGGAUGCAUGAAGCUGUAGCUCACGAAUGCUGAUGCUCAAAUAAAUUGGUUAGUCUCUAAGGUGCCACAAGUACUCCUUUUCUUUUUGCGAAUGCAGACUAACACGGCUGCUACUCUGAAACCUGUCAUUAGACUAGGAUAAACUGUGUUUUUAAAAAAAUCCAUGUUAACCACCCUGCUUUAAAAUCCUAAUCUGGACAGAGCAAGUUGUGUUUUCACACAGGUUAAAACCCCAAACCGGGUAAGUGGUGUUCAAACACAGCCUGCCCCCUCCACAUUUUAAAGCCCGUUAGGUAACAUGGAUUUUCAGUUCCCCUACCUCAGUGGUAGUCAACCCUUUUUCCUCUGCAGACCCCCGAAGACAUUUCAAAUGGCGGUGCGGGCCCCUUUGGAAACCUGAGGCAUAGUCUGUGGGCCCCCGGGGACCACAGGUUGACAACCACUGCCCGAGGUUAGCCAGCCCCUCCAACCACACAGCAGAUGUCAGGGGAGCCCAGGCAGAGCACGCGUGACGGGGCCCACAGCCCAGCCGUGCGAAGAGGAGCGGAGCAGCGCCCACGGCGUUCCCCAGCCCGGCCGGUCUCCAGCGGCGGCCGCAGCCGAGCCGAGCCGGGCCGGGCCGCGCCGGGGGAGCCGCGGCCGCUCCCUGCAGCCCGGCUAGACCCCCGGCAGCACUAGAUGGGGCUGGCGCGCCCGCAGGGCAGAGCCUGCCCGUGACGGCGGCAGCCGGGCGGCACGGCCCCAGUCUCCGCCCGACUCUAUGGUGGCCGCCGCCGCUGAGCGCGCCCCCGGCCCGGAGCUGCCAAGCCCCACGUGCGGCGCUAGGUCCCCCGGGGCAGCCCGGCUCGCUUCCCCGCCGCCCGGGCCGGGCCGCUCCGCGAGCCAUGGGCGCGGCGCAGGAGGCCCAGGCCUGCCUCGCCUUCUACCGGGGGCUCGGGCGGAGCGAGCCGCUGCAGGACCUGUGCCGGGCCGUGCUCGCCUUCCUGGAGAAGCUGGAGCAGUUCGCAGGAUUGUUACGAAGUUGUCAGAAAGUAAAGAAUCCCUGGUUGCUGAGGAAGUGAAUAAGUUAAUGAGCAGCCUGACCGAGUACAAACAGGUGCUGUCUCCGGGAGACCUCCAGACAGUUUGCAUGUUCAUAGAGGACAGCAGCCUAGGCCGACACCACUGGAGACUCAGCCUCGCCCCACUGCUGCUGCGUGUAGCUGCCACAUUGAAUUUGGUGCUGCAAGACCCAACGGCACAGAGCGAGGAGUGGAGCUACAUCACAGUCAAGACCUGCCUGCAGCUUUUCCAGGCGAUGCCCAAGGAAGUGUCGCCUCUGGUGUGGAGCGAAGCCGAGAACAGUGGAACCCUGCAGAGCAUUUUGGGAUCUCUGCUGCAAGUCGUCAUGGGGCAGACAGCUAACAAGGACGCCCGCCUGCUGGCCGGCACUGCCGUGAGCAUGCUGGUGAACACUGCUGCUGAGCCAGAGAGAGGGGCCAGAGCCGUGCUGACCCUUUUCCAGCUAGUCGACCAAGGGCCAGGAGAUCUGAAAUUUGGGGAACUGAAGGUGGAGACGUCUGUCCUGAGUUCAGACGGCUUAGAGAGACUGGUGCUUACGAGGGGUUUAUUAACUUGCUGCAAGAAGGAGAUCCUGAGCUGUCGGCUGGACAGCUUCCCACCUCAGGCUUGUCUCUUGCUGGACGUGCUGUUUCCAGCUGUCUGGGCUGUGAGCGAAGAGCAGAAGGAUUAUCAUUACUACCGUUUCCAAGUUUUUUCCCUCUGGCUGCAACGUAUCCUGGAGUGUCUGCCUGAGAUCUGGAAAGUCAAGGAGAGCCGCAUGCUGGCUGAGAACUCUGAACUGCUCCACAGACUGAGCCAGUUCAUCUGGAACAAUGCAGAAAGCCCAGUGGAAGGGGCGUCAGAGUUCAUACAUAGCUCCUUUCAACAUCUCCUGGAGAUCUACUGCCUGGAGUGCCAUCACUUCGAGGACCUGGAGAGACCCCUCUAUGAACAGUUCCUGCAGAGAAUUAUGGCAAUGCCCUGGCAGGUCAAAGCCAGAUAUUUCCCCUUGUGUGCCAUUCUCCCCUACGUGGGCACAGAGAAAGUUCUGGAUACCUACAAGGAUCUUCCCCAGCACCUUCUGAACUGCCUUGCCACUAACCACCUGUGCCCAGCUGCAUCAGACGUGUAUAAAACCAUUUUGCAACAGCAGCGCAAGCACUGGAUGAAGGGAGAGGAACAUGCCACGGAGGAGCAGCUGGCUCAGAAGUGGGCACUGCCCUGGCUGCCCACCCUGGCCAGUGCUUUGACCUCGCCCAUCUCCUUCCUUCAGAGCAACGCUUCCAACUACCUUCUCGUCUGGACUUUGCGGCUCUUCCCCGCCUCUUACGCUUUGCUUGCUGAGAGCUGCAGUGGUGGGGACUCUGCCCACCUUCGGGCGUGGGUCGCCCUGCUGAGCGGCCGCAAGAUCAUCACCGGGGCCUUGCCCCUCGAUGGGGAGACGUUGGAAAGGCUCUGCUGGUGCUUGCACUCCAGGGAGGAGAGCAUUCGCCUGGCAGCACUGGGUCUCCUAUGUUGCAGCCCCAGGACCAACCAGGCCUUGUCAGAGGUGGAGGUGCGUCUACUGAAGGAGUUCUUGCCACUGAACCUGAACUGCGACUCGUCCUCUUUCCGGCAGCUGCUUCAGGCUGCCGUGAAGAAGGCUCUGGUCAGGCUGAGGGACAGCGCGCUCUCUCAGCUGCGCAGCAAGAUGCCGAGCAAAGCUACCGAGCACUCCGCCAGCGCGGCUCCAGAAGGAGCACUUGCACAAGCAGUAGAUUUUGUGGAGUGGCUGCUGCAGUUAAGCAUUUCCUUUCUGACCCCAGGGUCAAAUUACCAGAGGAAGAAGACUGCCCUGCUGCUCCUGGCAGCGGUGCUGGAGACCUGCACCGACACCUGGAGCCCUGCCAGGAAGAAGGGACAGCCUCCACAGAACAUGGCAGCAUUGUUGAGCUGGGCCAGGCGGAAGGGCUGCUGGGACUUUUUCUCUAGAAGCAACUUGUUGGCACUGCUGAGCUGCUUGCAGGACAGUACGAAUGAGGUCCGAGAGCUGGCCUCAGAGCUGCUCAUCCGCUACUUCCCGCCGGCUUUCCCAGAACCCAUUGCUGUGGCUCUGUUUGAGCGUGCCCAGGAGGCCGUGAGCAGCCCCCGAGUGCAGGAGGCAGAAGCAGGAGCAGUGUUGAUGAAAACCAUCCUCCAGAAGUCAGACAGCAGCACCUUGAAGAGACUAUUCCCAGAGGGAAAAGCAGCGCCAGCUCUGCAGCACCGAGGCCUGUGCUUUGCUCGGUAUCUUCUCAGCAUGUUGCAAGCUCACUACGCCAUGGCUUGUCAAGACCUGCUGCAGGCAGCGAGCACUAACCCCAUGCAUGGAGUGAUGGCGGCGCUGCGGAGGUGCCUGCUGGAGGUACCGGAGGGGGCAGUCUCCAUGCUGAAGGGAGAGCACGUGAAGAGCUGGCAGGAGCUCCUCAGCCGUUUGGUGGCCUUGCUGGGAGACAUCAGCACCUUCCUCCUGGGGGUGCUCCAGAGCAGGCAGGGGCCCAACGCCAACCAGGCAGCUGCCGCUCCUUCAUUUGCAGACAUGAUAAAUGCUAUUGGCUCCCUUAUCAUGCUGGGGAAAGGCCUGGAGCAGCAGGAUGGGGAGGACUCCAUCCUGCUGUCCGAGGAGCACAACCUAAUCCUGACCUGCUGCUGGGUCUCAGUGAAGGAAAUAGGGCUGCUCUUGGGAGGCCUAGUGGAGAAGAUUCUCCCCCUGGCACCCUCAACGGGGCCUGAGCCGCUCCUGCCACUCACCGUGUUCAAAAUGGCGGCUAGAGUGUUUCAGGAAGUGCUGCUGAAGUGUCGGCACUGGGGAGCAGUUGAAGGCUGCAGCAUGGGAUUCACCAAAUUCUGCACUGCUUUGCUGAACCAUCCUCACGCAGAACUGCAAGCAGUGCCAAGAACGAUGCUGGCACAGGGUUUGGAAUUGUUAAGUGGCCCCAGGAGCAGCUCCAUUACCCGCAGGGCAGCCGGCUUCCCCAUGCUCUUCCUGUGUAUCGUCGGUGGGGAGGAUCCCUCCAAGGGGCGCCCUCUGCUAGCAUAUUGCAUCCAGACUUUACUGGCCUUGGCCAACACGCCUCUCCCGCAGAACUGGGACCAGACACUGGACCUCCCUCAGGUCUCUGCCUUGCAUGUGUUGCAGACACUGGUGCGUGGCUCCGGCCUGGGAACGGCGCUGCUCCAGUAUGUCCCGCCUAUGAUGGCUCUGCUUCUGAAGGCACUAGGCUCGUCUAGCUGGGCCAUGAGAAACGCAGCCAUCCAGCUCUUCAGCGCUCUCACAGCUCGGGUGCUGGGUCCGAAGCGGAGCCGGGAAGAUAGCUGCGCUCAGGACGGGGUGAGCCCUCAGGCGUUCUUCAGCCGCUACCCGCAGCUGAGGGAGAUCCUGCUGGGAGAGCUGCACUCAGCUCUGGAGACGGCAGGAGAGCCGGAGGGAGGGAGGUUUCACCUCUGCCCCUCGCUCCACGCCAUCCUCACGCUCUUGGCAAAACUCCAACCCGGGGCGGAUGGACUGAGCAGCAUCUCCACUUGCUUCCUGGAGCCCUUGCUUCAGCUUGCAGGAAACCCCAUCUAUGCUGUGCGAGUCAUGGCAGCCAAGGCCCUGGUCCCGGUUGUCCCUACGGCUGAAUACGGGAAGCUCCUGCUGCGACUGGCUGGGGACUUAGCUAAGCAAGGCAGUGUCCUAUCCCACAACACGCUGCAUGGGCGUCUGCUGCAGAUACGGGCUCUGCUGGCUUACGCUGCAGACACCAACUGUUUGUCAGCAGAUGCCAUGCUGUCUGUGGCUCAUCAGCUGGAAGGCCAGUUCUGGUUGGUCACCCCCGCACAGCAGUGCCCUCUGAUUCGCUCAGCCUACCUCCAAGUCAUCUCCCUGUUGGUGGGGAGCUGCACCCAGGGUUUUGCAAAGCGUCUUCGAGAGGUUGUGAGCAGUGAACUGGACAGCUUCAGGCCAGGGCAGAAGGCAAGAUCUUCCAAGCUCCAGGUGGGCUCCGCUGUGUUCCAUCAAGUUAUCACCCACUUCCUCUGCAAGGAGGCAGCAAGCCUGGCUGGGGCUGAGAGAGUUGGUGCAGUUUGCUUGCUCCUCCAAGGGGCAGAUGUUGAUAUACAAUCAGCCAUCCUGACAUGGGUGAUUGAAGGGGAGGAGGAAAGAAGCAAGGACUUAGAGAAGAGUCUCCAGCUGACGUUACUGGAGAACCUGAAGUCGGUGGUACAAGGUCGGAGGGACAAAGAGUUCCUGAAGUUGUACCUGGAGGCUCUGGUGCAUCUGUGCCGCAGUCCUUCAUCCCAGACCCAGGAUGUUUUCCAUAAACUCUUGGGUCCUGCUGCAGCGUGUGUGGAUGUCCUGCUGUUUAUGGUGGAAACGGAGUCUCCUGGCCCAGACCUCCUCUUCCAGGCACUGUCUGUGAUUAGCUUGCUCUUUGUCCUGGGUUCCAAGCUUCGGGAUUAUCCCCUGCUUGAGCGAUGGUGCAUGAUGCUGGAAAGAUGCAGCAGAUCCAUUUCUUCGGAGGUGCUGAGACUGGCAGCAGCAAGGUCUCUCAAGCUGGCAGGAGCUGACGUGGUUCAGAGUGCCCUGGAAGCCUCCUGCCCAUCCCUGCUGUUGGUUGCUGUGCGUGUGAUGGACAUGGGCAUUUACCUGCUACAAGAUGAGGAUCAGGAAGUACGACGUGAAGCCUCUGUCUUCGCCAGCCUUGUUCAGCACAUGUCGGGAGCGCAGCCUCAAGAUAGUUGUGUCUUCAUCCAGGGUAACAGAGGGCUGGUGUGCCUGCUGCAUGUCCUGCUGGAAAAGUUCUGGGGCUGCCAAGACACCUUUGAGUUUCUGCUACGGCACCUCCCCACGCUGGAUCUCAGCAACAUCUUGACAGAACUGGAGGCCAACAAAGCGGUCAGCCUGUAUAAAGAGGACGAACCCAAUGUUUUUGCAGAGCCAGCUGUCUUAUCCCGACUGCUGCUCCCCUUCCUCCUUCAGCUGCUAGACAGGGUGCCCGCCGCCACUCGGCUUUGUGACUUCACUCAACGCUGGCUGAAAGCCACCGGACCCAGCAUCUUACACAACCUACAGCACUGCAAGCACUGGUGGGGCCGAGAUGCCAUUACACCUUUGCAUAUGAAAGCUCUGGGGUGUGCAAAGGUGCAUGCUGCUGUCACAGCGCUACUGGUGAAGGCUACACUUCUGGCCCAUGCUCUGGAUGGUCUGGAAAGGAGCCACAUCAGUGCUUCAGAGAUCCACUGCACUUCCCAGGAGCUGAGAAGUGAACUUGUGCUGGUACAGGAACUGCUGGCCCAGCAUGGAAUGGCCCCCUCCUUCAGUUUAGACUAUGGGAUCACAGAUAUAAGGUGCUCAGUAAGACCUGUCUGAUCAUCCUGGGUGGCAGAACUGUGUUGUAGUGAGUUACCACGAGCCAUUAGCCAAGGGACAGAGUGUGCUCUCUUUACACUGUGCUUUAGAUUUCUGUUCUGAGACACUGCUGGAUCUCUGUGCUCACCUUCCUGAUUUCUCCUCUGCCAGGAGCCAUCCAGAACUGGUAGGUUAUUGAUGGAACUCAGGUGCUCCCCAUUUGCCAGCCAGGAAAGGGAAGUGGUACAGUGUCCUACUACCCGGGAUCCAGGCCCCUCUCCCCCUCAGGUUAUCCUGGUUCCUCAGACUUAUUUUAUCAACCACACGUUCUCUGGAUCAAGCCAGGAGGUGACAGCUUCCAGUUCUUCAUUCAGAGGGCAGCUUUACAAAUUAGAUCACUACCAACAUAUAAUACCAGUGAUGGUCUUAGCCCAUGAUUCUGCUCCUCUCUACCCGAAAGGCAUGGGCUCCUUGGUAUGCCCGAUACUCUCAGGUCAAGACAGCCUUCCCUGUAAUGAGGAGGGUUGGAAGCUCUGCUCCCGGAAGGACCAGAGAGAACACGUCUCAAAGGACAGAGGUCACAUCUCAAUCUCUGAUCCCCCUGCUCGCCUGAUCUUAUUUCACUGUUUUUUAUCCACGUUUGUGGCUCCUGUUAUAAGGAGCCAAUAAACAUGCUUUUGGCUGAA
Messenger RNA from Chelonia mydas (Green sea turtle), 9625 nucleotides. Its product is annotated as thyroid adenoma-associated protein homolog. The record is from RefSeq and is a predicted model, not a curated record. Gene Ontology annotation, cellular component: cytosol. The coding region runs from base 3312 to 8960 and encodes 1882 amino acids. Lineage: Eukaryota; Metazoa; Chordata; Testudines; Cheloniidae. The transcript has 30 exons. Gene Ontology annotation, biological process: tRNA methylation.